AUGAGCGAGCCAUUGGUGUCCGGGUCGGGCGACCGCGAGGGCGUCGCGCUUUCGUCGCAGGGCACGGCAACGCAGGACGGCUGGGAGCUGAAAUUGCCCUCGCGUCGCCGGACACCUUCUCCUCCACCGACGGACACGUCCGCCGCCGUCCCCUCGUCCAACCGCGCGCUGCCACGUGGCUCCACGCUGCCCCCGCCGCCGAGCCCAUCGCCGGCCCCCCCGGGCCCGUACGCCGCCGCCCGCGCCCCCGAGCGCCUCCUCGCGCAUCCCCGCGGACCCUGCGCCUCCGCCGCCGCCCGUCCGCCGACCACCCGCGCCUCCACGCCGGACCUCGCCGCCCCGCUCCUCCGCCCGCGCCCCCGUCUCCCCGUCGCGGCCGGCUCAAGCUCGGCCAGAUCCGGGCCGGCGCCGCCCGGAUCCAGCGCCCCCGUCCUCGCCGGCGACCUCCUCCUCAAGAUCCGGUCGCCACCGCUCCAUUCUCCGGUGAGAGCUCCGGCCCCGCCUCGGCCGACUUUUGACGGUCGCGGGCUGGUGCCGCCGGUGCCUACCGGGGCCCCUGCGGCGCCGAAGCCGGUGGAGCUAUCCUCUGACGAGUCCCACGGGGAGGAAGAGGGGGAGGAGGAAGACUCGGAGGUGACCCCCGAAGGGACGGGGGAGACCUCUCCCUUGAGCAAAGCUGACAUCCUCCGCACCCUUCCUAACGACGCUGAGGCCGACGCCCGCCAGGAGAAGGAGAAGCUGCCCGUCAUCCCAACGAGGGGCAGAUCGUCGCUGGUCUCUCGAGAUGAUACUCCCGCCUUGGCGCCGUCUGGAGCUGCUUCCGGCCCCUCUAUUGUGAUGUUUUCUGCUCCCGGAGCCUGCGCGCCCGCACCUCAGGCCUCGAAGCUCUCAGGCUUCAAGCUCACCAAGCGAAGGGCUGCUGCCUUCGGCGAAGAAGAGGAAGGAGGGUGCAGCGCCCACGCCUGGGACCGAACCAUCUGCAGCGGCCACACCCCCCUCCGUGGAGAAAGGAAACGACAGCUCUCGUACUUCUCCGACCCUGUCGCCCUGGCGAAGCCUAGAGGGGCGUUGUCCGGAGGGGUCACCCCCGAGGCCCCGCUGGUUCUGGAAGUGUCGAUGUCUGGUUUGGCUGUUGAGGUUCCAGAGGCUCAGGAGCCCUUGAUCUCCCAAGCCCUGGCGACGACGUCGCCUCUUCCUCCUGCUGCGCCAUUACUCCCAGGUUCUUCCUUCUCCUCUGCUGUCUUGGAGCGUGCCCUUUCAGAGAUGACUCAGUUGCGGGAAGAUCUCCUGGGCGCUGAUCCGCGCCUGGUAGCCGGGUGUCUGGAGCUGGCCUCCGGCUGGCUCCAGUCUGACGCAGCAGUGCGAGCAGCGCUGAGUCAGGCCGCGAUGGUCUCCGAGAAGGAGAAGCGGGCCGCCGCCCAAUCCACGGCCGAUCGCGAGGCGGCGCUGAAGGACACCGAGGCCGCCCAUGACCGAUGCCGGGCGCUGGAGGAUGAACUAAAGAGUCUGCGCGACCUGCACGCAGAAGAAGCUCGUAGCCGCCAGGCGAAGGAGAAGGAGAUGAGGGCUCGGGAGGACACCAUCAAGGACCGCGACGCCGAGCUGGGGGAGUUGGCGAAGGCGCAGACCGCGGAGCGCGGCCGACUGGAGGAGCUGGAGCAGGAGGUGAAGGCGAGGGAGGUCGACCUCGAUGCCAAGGCAAAGGUCCUGGCCGAAGACCACGAGGCCUUCGCGCUUCUCGAGAAGAGGUCCCGCGUGGCGCUAAAGGUGCUUUACGAGAAGGGUCUGGAGAAACCGUUGACCACCGACGAGGAUGGCCCUGCUCAGCUGCUUCCCUACCUGGUUGCCGCGCUUGACGAGGUCGUGGCCGGCAUCGGUCCUAUGGCCGAGGCGGAAGCCCGCGUUCUUUCCUCAGCUGCACCGACGCGUGUCUUCAGUCACCUCCAUCUUCAUGAUCCAACUGCCCGCCUAGACGAGCUGCUGGAGUCUGUGGACGAGGAGCAUUGUGCGGCUGUUGCCGCAGCUGUGAAGGACUAG
Aegilops tauschii subsp. strangulata is the source of this 2037-nucleotide messenger RNA. NCBI's taxonomy places the organism in Eukaryota, Viridiplantae, Streptophyta, Magnoliopsida, Poales, Poaceae. The record is from RefSeq and is a predicted model, not a curated record.